AAAUAAUUUGCAUACAAAAUCUGUAAAUCUAUCUAUCAUCAUCAUCCACAACAUAUAAAUUAAUAAAUAUGAAGAAGAAGAUCAAUCGUUAAUACUCAAGUUCACAAGAUAAUUUAUCAAAAUAAUAGAAUAAUUAUAUACAUAUAGAUAUAGAUAUAUAUAGAGAGAGAGAGAGCGAGCGAGAGAUGUCUGUAGCUGAGCUGAGAGAGAGACACUUAGCUGCUACUGAAACUUUAAAUUCACUUAAGGAACGCUUACGUGAACGCCGGAUUCAACUUCUAGAUACCGACGUUGCGAGUUAUGCAAGAGCGCAAGGGAAAACAGCGGUUGAGAUUGGACCGGCGGAUCUAGUUUGUUGCCGGGAUUUACAAGGACAUACCGGAAAGGUGUAUUCACUAGAUUGGACUCCUGAAAAGAACCGGAUAGUUAGUGCAUCUCAAGAUGGAAGGUUGAUAGUUUGGAAUGCUCUUACAAGUCAGAAAACUCAUGCCAUUAAACUUCCAUGUGCAUGGGUUAUGGCAUGUGCCUUUUCUCCAAGCGGACAGUCAGUUGCUUGUGGUGGCCUUGAUAGUGUAUGCUCCAUCUUCAAUCUUAGUUCACCGCUUGACAACAACGGUACUAUGCCUGUAUCAAGGAUGCUUAGCGGGCACAAGGGUUAUGUGUCUUCCUGUCAGUACGUACCGGAUGAUGAUACUCGGUUAAUAACCGGUUCUGGGGAUCAGACAUGUGUUUUGUGGGAUAUAACUACAGGAUUGAGAGCAUCCGUCUUUGGAGGCGAGUUUCAGUCGGGGCAUACCGCAGACAUUUCGAGUGUGUCGAUCAAUGGGUCCAACUCAAGAAUGUUUGUCUCUGGCUCUUCUGAUGCAACUGUACGUCUUUGGGACACACGUGUUGCAAGUCGGGCAGUAAGAACGUUUCAUGGUCAUGAAGGGGAUGUUAAUUCUGUAAAGUUCUUCCCAGACGGAAAUAGGUUCGGAAGUGGAUCAGAUGACGGAACAUGCAGACUUUUUGACAUUAGAACUGGACAUCAGCUCCAAGUGUACCCUCCUCAGCAGCAGCAGCAUGAUGAUAAUAACACCCCUACUGUGACUUCUAUUGCUUUCUCCAUAUCAGGACGUCUACUCUUUGCUAGCUACUCCAAUGGUGAUUGCUUUGUUUGGGACACUCUAUUGGCAGAGGUUGUUUUGAAUCUUGGAGAUUUCCAGAACUCGCAUGAGGCUCGUGUGAGCUGUCUAGGUUUGUCGGCUGAUGGCAGUGCCUUGUGCACAGGAAGUUGGGAUACGAGUCUCAAGAUUUGGGCUUUCGGAGGGCACCGGACAGUGAUCUGAAUUUCUAAAAACACUGGUUCUAUUGGUAACUACCACUUUGAUUUGCAUCUUUCUUGACCCAUGUAUCCGUUUAUGAUUUGUUAGUUAACCUUGUGGAAUGAGGGUAGAACUGAUGGUAAAUAUUUUCAUCUUGGUCCACAAAGUUGAGGAUUGUUCAUAUAACAGUGGCAAGGGUUUCCUUUAAUUAGUGCCUCUGUCCAUGCAAAAUAGGGUUAGAAUGGUAUGAUUGAAGUCAAAAUCACUAAUACAAUUGUUUUCCAAUUCCCCCGGACCAGCAUCUUACAAUGCUCAUCUUUCAAAAAAGUUGUGUGGAAAUAGAAUUGUAUGAAAUGUAAUUAAUUUUCUGUU
Messenger RNA from Erigeron canadensis, 1676 nucleotides. Its product is annotated as guanine nucleotide-binding protein subunit beta-2-like. Bases 186 to 1328 code for a protein of 380 amino acids. Gene Ontology annotation, molecular function: signaling receptor complex adaptor activity; protein binding. Gene Ontology annotation, biological process: G protein-coupled receptor signaling pathway. The record is from RefSeq and is a predicted model, not a curated record. Gene Ontology annotation, cellular component: heterotrimeric G-protein complex; cytoplasm. The transcript has 6 exons. Lineage: Eukaryota; Viridiplantae; Streptophyta; Magnoliopsida; Asterales; Asteraceae.